CCGGAAGGGAAGUGGAAGGAAGGAAGGAAGACCUGCCUGCCUGCCCGGGCCUGACUUUGCAAAGGGAUCCCGGGGGAAGCUGCACGCUCUGCUGCCGGCGGGGCAGGAGGGGCCGAAGGAAAGAGCAGCAGCCGGGCCUCCUGCAACCCUCCCCCGUUGCAAAAGCUGCGGCAGCCUCUCCCGGCGGGGCCGGAGCAAGGAAGGCCGGUCAAGUGACUCAAGGCAUCUCUAUCCAGUCGGAGGUGACCCAAGAGAAGGGGAGGGAGAUGGAAGAGCAGGACCCAGAAGGAGCUGCAGCUGGCAAGACAGCAAGCAAAGGCCCCCCUCCCACCCAAGCUGGGAGUGGUGGUGAAGUCUGGGAAAGCCCCGUGCCAGAGACACCUUCUCAGGUCACGGAGAUCUCAGAGGUGCAUGGCCAACACUUCCGGCAGUUCCAGUACCAUGAGGCUGGUGGGCCCCGAGAGGUUUGCAGCUGGCUCCAUCGACUCUGCAGCCACUGGCUGAAGCCAGAGAGGAACUCCAAGAAGCAGAUGGUGGACCUGGUGAUCCUGGAGAGGUUCCUAGCCCUCCUGCCCCAGGAAAUGCAGCGCUGGGUCAGGGAAUGUGGGCCGGAGACCAGUUCCCAGGCGGUGGCCUUGGCCGAAGGCUUCCUCCUGAGUCAGGCCGAGGAGAAGAGGCAGGCAGAGCAGAUGUGGGGACCAUCCUUGGAGAGAGAAGCUCCAUUCCCUGAGGCAGAACUAGGUUCCCUGCAGGAGGGGCAGAGGGCGCAGGCCCAGGAGGGUGCCCAAGAUGCCCUCUCUUGUGGCAGUGGAGAGAUGCUGAUCCAUCAUCUUUCGAGAGGUGUGGAAACAGCCGCUUUACCUCUAGUCCAGUGCCCCUUUUGCUUUGAGGAGGUGUCUGUCCAUUUCACUACAGCAGAAUGGGACCUGCUGGAUCCAGACCAGAAAACCCUCUACAGGGAAGUCAUGCAGGAGAACUAUUGGAGCGUCAUCUCUCUGGAAGACAGAAGUAUAAGAGAGGCUUUGGUGGAGAAAGACAACAUCCUCACAUCCGAAGGAAUGCUGGAGAGUUUCUCAAGGGGAUCCCAAGAACAGGUUUCCUUCCGAAAUGAGCUGGCUGAGAAGGAUGAUCAGAGAAACGAGGAGGGUGAGGAAUUUGAGCAGCAGUUGCCAGAUGGAGUUCAAGACUUGGAAGAAAACAGUCGAAAUCAAGGAAGACCUAAGAGAAAGAAAGGCAGCUGUAUGGAUGAGAAGAGAAAAGGAAAAAGGCUUAAUGCACAUUUUCCAAAAAAGAGAAUAAUUAAGACAUGUACAUCCACUCAGUGUAGCAAGUACUUCAAAAAUAGAUCACAGCUACUUGUGCACCAAAGAGUAAACAGAGGCAAGAAACCUUUUGAAUGUUCAAAGCAUGGAAAAAGAUUCAGUCACAGUGGCACUCUUCAACUGCAUCAGAGAACUCACACAGGGGAGAAACCUUUUGAAUGUUCACAGUGUGGAAAGAGAUUCCGUCAGAGUGGCCAUCUUCAACUGCAUCAGAGAACCCACACAGGGGAGAAACCUUUUCAAUGCUCAGAGUGUGGAAAGAGAUUCAGUCAGAGUGGCCAUCUUCAACUGCAUCAAAGAAUCCACACAGGGGAGAAACCUUUUGAAUGUUCAGAAUGUGGGAAGAGAUUCGGUCUCAGUGGCACUCUGCAUCAGAGAACCCACACAGGGGAAAAACCUUUUGAAUGCUCAGAGUGUGGAAAGAGAUUCAGUGACUCUAGCAGUCUUCGACGGCAUCUAAGAACGCACACAGGGGAGAAAGCUUUUGAAUGUUCAGAAUGUGGGAAGAGAUUCAGUCGGAGUGGCCAUCUUCAUCGGCAUCAGAGAACCCACACAGGGAAGAAACCUUUUGACUGCUCAGAGUGUGGAAAGAGAUUCAGUCAGAAUGACCAUCUACAACUGCAUCAGAGAACCCACACAGGGGGAAAACCUUUUGAAUGCUCAGAGUGUGGAAAGAGAUUCAGUGACUCUAGCAGUCUUCGACGGCAUCUAAGAAUUCACACAGGAGAGAAACCUUUUGCAUGUUCAGAAUGUGGGAAGAGAUUCGGUCUCAGUGGCACUCUAAAACUGCAUCAGAGAACCCACACAGGAGAGAAACCUUUUGAAUGCUCAGAGUGUGGAAAGAGAUUCAGUGACUCUAGCAGUCUUCGAAAGCAUCUAAGAAUGCACACAGGGGAGAAACCUUUUGAAUGUUCAGAAUGUGGGAAGAGAUUCAGUCUCAGUGGCCAUCUUCAACUGCAUCAAAGAAUCCACACAGGAGAGAAACCUUUUGAAUGCUCAGAGUGUGGAAAGAGAUUCAGUGACUCUAGCAGUCUUCGAAAGCAUCUAAGAAUGCACACAGGGGGGAAACCUUUUGAAUGUUCAGAAUGUGGGAAGAGAUUCGGUCUCAGUGGCACUCUAAAACUGCAUCAGAGAACCCACACAGGAGAGAAACCUUUUGAAUGCUCAGAGUGUGGAAAGAGAUUCAGUGACUCUAGCAAUCUUCGAAAGCAUCUAAGAAUGCACACAGGAGAGAAACCUUUUGAAUGCUCAGAGUGUGGAAAGAGAUUCAGUCAGAGUGGCCAUCUUCAACUGCAUCAAAGAAUUCACACAGGGGAGAAACCUUUUGAAUGCUCAGAGUGUGGAAAGAGAUUCAGUGACUCUAGCAGUCUUCGACGGCAUCUAAGAAUUCACACAGGGGAGAAACCUUUUGAAUGUUAAGA
This is a messenger RNA of Heteronotia binoei (common prickly gecko), 2743 nucleotides long. Its product is annotated as oocyte zinc finger protein XlCOF6-like. The coding region runs from base 267 to 2741 and encodes 824 amino acids. Lineage: Eukaryota; Metazoa; Chordata; Lepidosauria; Squamata; Gekkonidae. Gene Ontology annotation, biological process: negative regulation of transcription by RNA polymerase II. The transcript has 7 exons. The record is from RefSeq and is a predicted model, not a curated record. Gene Ontology annotation, molecular function: DNA-binding transcription repressor activity, RNA polymerase II-specific.